This is a messenger RNA of Linepithema humile (Argentine ant), 1838 nucleotides long. The record is from RefSeq and is a predicted model, not a curated record. Lineage: Eukaryota; Metazoa; Arthropoda; Insecta; Hymenoptera; Formicidae.
AGCAAUUCACGAUGGAAAUAUUCGCACGGAAGUGCUUAUCGAACGAAUUUCAGGAGGAUUAGGAAGUGUGCAAAGCUCACUGUAAUUUUGUAUCGCUAAUUCGACGAUCUGUUUGGGCGAACCCUCGCGACAUAACGAAUCUAACCGAAAAAUGGAACAGUGCAGCCAUGGAUCAAUUUCACAUUCCUAGUAACAAUUUCGCGUCGUUGCAUCGCGACAAAGUUGACGAGUCACUAUUUGACUCAUCAAAAAUUUGUUAAAUUUUGUAUGAUUCCAAGCUUGCCAGAAUUAUCACACGUUAAUUCGUUCGCAAGUGAAACAUCAGAGUAUCGUCCUAUUUCGGUCAGUGAUAUCACGAUUGUUUAAACGUAUUCACUGCUCCGAUGCUGCCUGCUUCUUCCUAUGCUAAUCCUAAAGUGAUCGAUGGGUGAAUGGUUGACAUAUCGGCUCAUAGACUCUGACAAUAAUCACAAUUCACUGUGAGUGAAUUGUGCAUCAUCUAGCUUCGACAAGCGACGUCACAACUAUUCGAACGCAUCCAUGGCUCCGAUAUUGCUCAUUUCUGCUUGCGUCCUAAUUCUGGAAUCAUCGAUGGACGAAUAGAUGAUUCAUCAGCUUACAGUUUCAACAACGAUCACAGCUCGUCAUUGAUAAUCGACGCGAUCAAUCUACGAUGGAUAUCGCGAAAGUCGAGGUGUCAUUAAGAAGAUUUUAAUCUGCGCUAUUAAUGUCGCGUUAAGGGACAAGGAAUAAAAGAGUCAAGAUGGAUCAUCGCGGAUCUCAUUGAGCCUUCUGAGGAACACCGUCGCUUCUUUGCGGUGCAGCUGAAAGCGUGCUUAGCUGGCGUACAACGAUCGAUUCUUUGGGAUCAGUAGAGGAUCGAAAGGGUUUACAAACGCACGCGACAGAUAAUGCAAUGUUAUUUCGUGCCCAGAACGUGCCUUUUCCGGACUUACGGAGACUUGUCAGAGACGUCAGUCGGUUCUAGAAAUAGCCGGUGGGCACUCGUAAAGUCCGAUACAUUGUGCGCCGAGAAUUAUAUUCGUCAUGGCUGUAACCGUCUCCUCCCCCUCCAGUCGGCGGCGGUGGACACGCGAUCGACGAAAGGAUCGACGUCCUGCAACGUCUGCGAUCACCCCGGCAGCGGCACGGAAUCUGAGUGGGUCAGCUGGAUAAAGAAAGCUCCUCCGAUGUUCGCGUCGUUGGCACAGCGGUCGGACGAUGUCGACGAAGACGACGGCCGCGCGAUGGGCUUCCACGUUGUGUUUAACAUCGUGGUAUAUGGUAGACCAUUCACUGCCCUGUGGAAAUAUUGCGAUUCCUUUGAUCAAAUUUGCGGUAAUAACAUCGAGAAGCAACUUGAAAUAAUAUGGUGGGCGCUAUUGCUUAAAAUAAUUGAUCUUAGCGAAACCAUUGUGUUCAUAUUGAGGAAAAAAUAUCAGCAAAUUUCUGCUUUACACGUGUACCAUCACAUUUCCACGGUUAUUUAUGCUUGGUUGUGUCUAAGAUAUUUCCCCCAUGGUUUUGUGACGAGUAUCUUAGCGCUCAAUGCUUGGGUGCACGUAAUAAUGUAUUCGUAUUACUUCCUGAGCACUUGUGGAUUAUACAUGCAACAAAAGCUUCGACCAUUGAAGAAGUGGAUUACUACCGUACAAAUAAUACAGAUUUUCUUCAUAAUGACGAGUGGUCUGCAAGGCUUUACAUCUACCUGCAAUAAUAAGAUGGCUGAGUAUCUCGGGAUCGUCACAUUCAUUAAUGGUAUACCAAAUAUAAUACUUUUUUGGAACUUUUAUAGAAAUUCUUAUAAAACGUCGAAAGCGAUUUGAUUGCAAUGUAGC